UGAGCCCGCCUCCUUUGGCCGGGCGAUCGCCUGGGUCAUGGAGUUAGGGAGGUGACGUCAGGUGUGAGCGUGGCUGCGGUGGCGGCCGGGUUUGUGUGCGGUGCUCGCUAUGUCUAUGCACAAGUGCCAGGAGGAAUGGGGGGAGCUGGAUAAGGAAUUCGAGCAGCUGCAGGAAACACACAAAGUGUACAGACAGAAGCUGGAAGAAUUGAACAGCCUCCAAAGUGUGUGCAGUAGCUACAUAAAUAAACAUAAGAGACGUCUGGCAGAACUGAAAUACAAUCUUCAAAGGCAUAAACGUUCUGCAAGUCCCGCAGAGACAGAGCUUAUUCAGCAGAUAGACAGCACUAUUAAGGAGCGACACAAUGUGUUUUUUGACAUGGAAGCCUAUUUGCCGAAGAAAAAUGGUUUAUACCUUAACUUAGUGCUUGGAAAUGUGAAUGUGACUCUGCUUAGUAAUCAAGCAAAGUUUGCUUACAAGGAUGAAUAUGAAAAAUUCAAGCUAUACUUGACAAUAAUCUUGCUGCUGGGAGCCAUAGCAUGUCGGUUUGUGCUUCAUUACAGGGUGACAGAUGAAGUAUUUAACUUCUUGUUGGUUUGGUACUACUGUACAUUGACCAUUAGAGAGAGUAUCCUGAUUACCAAUGGCUCCAGAAUUAAAGGAUGGUGGGUUUCCCAUCAUUAUGUCUCAACGUUUCUUUCGGGGGUGAUGUUAACAUGGCCAGAUGGUCUUAUGUAUCGAAUGUUUCGCAAUCAAUUUUUGGCAUUUUCAAUCUAUCAAAGUUGUGUGCAGUUUCUGCAGUACUAUUAUCAAAGUGGUUGUUUAUAUAGAUUGCGUGCAUUAGGAGAGAGAAAUCAUUUAGACCUUACUGUAGAGGGAUUCCAAUCGUGGAUGUGGAGAGGACUGACGUUCCUACUUCCCUCCCUCUUUUUUGGCCAUUUUUGGCAGUUGUACAACGCAAUCACGCUAUUUGAGCUGUCCAGACAUGAAGAAUGCAAAGAGUGGCAGAUAUCGGUGUUGGCAUUUGCUUUUUUCUUGCUCUUCCUGGGCAACUUUCUGACGACUUUGAAGGUGGUUCACACUAAGUUCCAGAAGAACAAACUGAAGAAAUCUUGAGUUUAAUGACACUAAACCUAUAGACUUUCAUACAGCUUUUCUACUCGGCCUUGAUCAUACUGAACAGCCUAAGGAAACCAAGUGCCCCACCGCAAGAAGCCACAUCUUCUAUUUCAACACGCGCUAGUAUGACGUAUCAGUAACAUGGCUGGAGUUUAGAGCUGCUGCUCCCUGUUUCUCUCUGCGAGAGAGAUUUCAUACGAAACAUUUUAAGCUGCUUCUGCGUUGUUUUAACUUGUUUCUUCCCAACUGGGUUGGCAUCAUGUUGUGGUGUUCUUUACAACGCCACUUGAGAUUAUAUAUUUAGUUUGCUUUGAUGCCGGUAGCGAUGACGGUGAUAAUCACUAUAUUUGAUAUAUGGCUCUGUCCGGCUGCAGGAUGUUGGGGUUACUGUCACACAUGGGUAAUGCAUGCGUUAUUAUUUGUGUUAGGGGGAAGCUCAGGGGAGUCUGUGAAAUAAUGAAUUGAUUGUACCUUAUUUGUAACUUUUUUGUUUUUGAGUGUCUCCCAAAUAGCGCAUAUUGAAUGCUUCAAAUAAAAAUUGUCUAGGUGACCUAUAGCAAAAGUGAGAUAACGCAAUAGUAAGUUUCUUUGGUAAUGCAGAAGAUUUUGCUGAAAUGUCUGAAUUAAUAAACUUAAGAAAAGGAA
Spea bombifrons (plains spadefoot toad) is the source of this 1765-nucleotide messenger RNA. RefSeq names its product transmembrane protein 120B (gene TMEM120B). The record is from RefSeq and is a predicted model, not a curated record. Gene Ontology annotation, cellular component: nuclear inner membrane. The transcript has 12 exons. Gene Ontology annotation, biological process: fat cell differentiation. The coding region runs from base 110 to 1117 and encodes 335 amino acids. NCBI's taxonomy places the organism in Eukaryota, Metazoa, Chordata, Amphibia, Anura, Pelobatidae.